Molecule: messenger RNA, 117 nt
Organism: Paramecium sonneborni
Lineage: Eukaryota; Ciliophora; Oligohymenophorea; Peniculida; Parameciidae
Source: the annotation of a GenBank genome assembly
AUGCAAGAGGAAGAAGAAGAUGGAAAUUGGAAAUUAGACAAUGAUGACUCCUUAGAAUGUUUUUUUAAACUCAUGGAUUAGUUUCACCAUAAUUUGGCUCAUUUGAAAAUUUGUUGA